Molecule: messenger RNA, 3395 nt
Organism: Ochotona princeps (American pika)
Lineage: Eukaryota; Metazoa; Chordata; Mammalia; Lagomorpha; Ochotonidae
Gene: LYN
Product: LYN proto-oncogene, Src family tyrosine kinase
Exons: 12
Coding region: 687-2255 (522 amino acids)
Biological process (GO): protein phosphorylation; innate immune response; cell surface receptor protein tyrosine kinase signaling pathway
Cellular component (GO): extrinsic component of cytoplasmic side of plasma membrane
Molecular function (GO): signaling receptor binding; ATP binding; non-membrane spanning protein tyrosine kinase activity
Source: RefSeq, a predicted model, not a curated record
GCAAAAGCCACACCUAAUUCAAACUUUCCAAAUCAUCUUCUUAGACCCCAAAGUGUUUUGUGUCAUGCUUUGCUCAGUCUGCUAUUAUUGAUUUAGUGAUGGAGUGAAAGCGCUCAAAUAUUAGAAGCAUAUUAGGAUGCACUGGUGGGGCUGCCCCCAUGAACACAAGCCCCCUCUCACCUUGGUGACUGUACCUUCCCAUUCUGGCCCACCGUCAGGGCUAAGGAAUGUCCCAUUUGCCUCCAGUUCUGCCACUUCUCCUGGUGUCUUACUGAGCAGCCUAGAGGAUUUGAUCACAUGGUUAUUCCUUUCCAUCAGGAAGCUCUCCCUGAACACUUACUGUUCCUCUUGCCUGAGUUAUAUGGCCUUUCUGAGGUCCGGUGCAACCUCUGCCAGUGACUUGCUGCAUUGUACCGUGAUUUGAAUUCACAGAUCCUCACCAGCACUACAAACUGGUUAGAGAGGGUUUCUGUCUAGCUGACGCUGAGUAGUUUCUCAAUAAACACUUGUUAAAUGAACAAAGGGAUGAAUGAAGGCAUGAAUGAGUAGCCAAGCAAACCUGAUUCUGAGCAGUCUCUAUAUUGGCAUUUACCAAUCUGUAUACAAUGAAGAACAAAGUAUAUUCGGUCACUCUUUUUUGAUGGAGAGAGUGUGUGGUCUGAGGCCUGUUCUGGAAUGGUAAAACAAUGUCAUUGCUUUUAUAUCCAACAGGAAAUAUGGGAUGUAUAAAAUCAAAAAGGAAAGACAAUCUGAAUGACGAUGGAGUAGAUUUGAAGACUCAACCAGUACGUAAUACUGACCGAACUAUUUAUGUGAGAGAUCCAACGUCCAAUAAACAGCCAAGGCCAGUUUCAGAAUCUCAGCUUUUACCAGGACAGAGGUUUCAAACUAAAGAUCCAGAGGAGCAAGGGGACAUUGUGGUAGCCUUAUAUCCCUACGAUGGCAUCCAUCCGGACGACUUGUCUUUCAAGAAAGGAGAGAAGAUGAAAGUGGUAGAGGAGCAUGGAGAAUGGUGGAAAGCUAAGUCACUUUCCACAAAGAGGGAAGGCUUCAUCCCCAGCAACUAUGUAGCCAAAGUCAACACCUUGGAGACAGAAGAGUGGUUUUUCAAAGAUAUAACCAGGAAAGAUGCAGAGCGGCAACUUCUGGCACCAGGGAAUAGCGCCGGAGCUUUCCUUAUCAGAGAAAGUGAAACGCUGAAAGGAAGCUUCUCCUUGUCUGUCAGGGACUAUGACCCUGUGAAUGGCGAUGUGAUCAAGCACUACAAGAUUAGAAGUCUGGACAACGGGGGCUAUUACAUCUCCCCACGAAUCACCUUCCCCUGCAUUAGUGACAUGAUCAAACAUUACCAGAAGCAGUCAGAUGGCUUAUGCAGAAGGUUGGAGAAGGCGUGCAUUAGUCCCAAACCACAAAAGCCUUGGGAUAAAGAUGCCUGGGAGAUCCCACGGGAGUCCAUCAAGCUGGUGAAAAGGCUCGGCGCCGGACAAUUCGGGGAGGUCUGGAUGGGUUACUACAAUAAUAGCACCAAGGUGGCUGUGAAGACCCUGAAGCCAGGCACCAUGUCUGUGCAAGCAUUUCUUGAGGAAGCCAACCUCAUGAAGACCCUGCAGCAUGACAAGCUCGUGAGACUCUACGCCGUGGUCACAAAGGAGGAGCCCAUCUACAUCAUCACUGAGUACAUGGCCAAGGGCAGUUUGUUGGAUUUUCUGAAGAGCGAUGAGGGCGGCAAGGUGCUACUUCCGAAGCUCAUUGACUUCUCUGCACAGAUUGCGGAAGGAAUGGCUUAUAUCGAACGGAAGAACUACAUUCACAGGGACCUGCGAGCAGCUAAUGUCCUGGUCUCCGAGUCACUCAUGUGCAAGAUUGCAGAUUUUGGCCUUGCCAGAGUAAUUGAAGAUAACGAGUACACAGCAAGGGAAGGUGCUAAGUUCCCUAUUAAAUGGACGGCUCCAGAAGCAAUCAACUAUGGAUGUUUCACAAUUAAGUCUGAUGUCUGGUCCUUUGGAAUUCUCCUGUAUGAAAUCGUCACCUACGGGAAAAUCCCCUACCCAGGAAGAACUAAUGCUGACGUGAUGAGUGCCUUGUCUCAGGGCUACCGGAUGCCCCGCAUGGAGAACUGCCCAGAUGAACUCUAUGACAUCAUGAAAAUGUGCUGGAAAGAAAAGGCGGAGGAGAGACCCACAUUUGACUACUUACAGAGUGUGCUGGAUGACUUCUACACUGCCACCGAAGGGCAGUACCAGCAGCAGCCGUAGAGAUGUAUCACCCCAUGGGGGCCACUGCCCACUUCCCGAGAAGGGGCCAUCCCAGGCUGCACCAGCCACCUACUACAUGGGGCCCAGCUCCUGGAAGCCAAGGUUUCAUCUCUCAGGAAGAACCUCAGAGACAGAUGCCCACUGGGGGAUCAGAUGGCUCUCACCUGGUCAUCUUGCUGUGCGUGACUGGCACCUGGAUAUUGCCUCAUGAGAGACAACACCUGCUCUCUCCCCAAAUGCUUCCAGGUUGGCCCUAACUGUACAAUUGGAUGUAUGACUCAGAAGGCUCAGAGACCAUGGUCACAAACCCCCGUUAACACAGGACUACAUUUACUUAUAAGGCAAAGAUAACCAGAUGUGUAACGUGAACUUUCUUUGCAUUUUCUUCCAUAUUUUACCCUCCUCGUUUAAAAAAAUUACUAAUCUAAGCAGUUAGAUUUUUCAAGUGAAGUCAGUUGUUGAAAAUGUCUUUCUCCAAUCACUUUUUUCCUUAUCAUUUGAUAUCUGACGAGAACAUUUCUUUUUGUGGACACUGCUCAUGUGAGCUGCGCACGCAGCUGCUUCCCUACGUCUGUGCUGCAGAGGCCCCUGCUGCACAGGGCCCCGCCAAACCUCCCCGGAAAAGGAGAAAAGCCACAGAACCUGCUCAGCCUGAACAAGGAGCAUCUGUGAUGUCCAGCCUGUUCAGUCUCAGCGUUUCCUAUGACAGCAUAAUAUGGAAGAACAGUUAUGAUUCGAAGCACCGCAGAGCCUGCUCAGUCCUUCAAAGGCAUAAGCAUUUUUGCUUUGUUGCUUUCACAUGAUUUGAACAUUAUUUUAAGGAUCAGGUGUUAAUUUUAGUUAUACUCUGGAAGGUAAAAAUGCCACUUUUGAGGCUCUUUUGUGAUUCAGCGCUCUUUUCUAGCUUGUGCGAGAUGUGUAGGAGACUAUUUAUAACAAAGGAGAUGAAGGAAAGCAAGUGGCUGUGGAGGCUCCCAUGAGCCACGAAGGCGAUUAGUUCAAGAAAUUUUGUUUACUCAAUUUUUCUACUGUAAGCUUUGAAUGGAAAUUGCUGUAUCAGUCAUAUUUUACUUAACCUGUUGUAUAUAUACCUAAUAUUUCUAUUUUUUGAUUUUUAAUACACCUAGCCUAAUAACAUUU